Molecule: messenger RNA, 2082 nt
Organism: Saccostrea cuccullata (small rock oyster)
Lineage: Eukaryota; Metazoa; Mollusca; Bivalvia; Ostreida; Ostreidae
Product: E3 ubiquitin-protein ligase TRIM56-like
Exons: 1
Coding region: 8-1957 (649 amino acids)
Biological process (GO): protein monoubiquitination
Molecular function (GO): zinc ion binding; ubiquitin protein ligase activity
Source: RefSeq, a predicted model, not a curated record
AACAGUAAUGGCUUCCAUGUCCAUAUCAACAAUAGCUGAAGAGUUUCUGACAUGUUCUAUCUGCUUUGAAGUCUACACUGAUCCGAAAACACUUCCAUGCCUGCAUUCAUUUUGUAAAGGUUGCAUCAAUACUUUCACGAAGAAAAUACCAAAUAAAAAAGAAUAUUCCUGCCCUGUGUGUAGAGAAGCAUUUAUACUUUCUAAUAAUGAUAUAGAAAAUUUAAAGACAAAUUUCUGUUUGAAAAAUCUUACUGAACUAUUCAGUUCUAGCAUAGAAGUCAAGAAACUAUGUUCGUUCUGUAGCUUAAAAGGUGAAAACAUUGAGGCAUCCUCACAGUGUCUUACCUGUAAAGAUUUGCUUUGCUCUGAAUGUGCAGAGCAUCGACAUAGAUCUACAACACUAACAUUAAACCAUAAAAUUGUUUCCCUGUCAGAAUUGUCCUCUGGAAAAUAUAAUGAGGAAAUUCGUUCCAAACAGCAGAUUCCUUGUUCUGAACAUACUGGCGAGGACCUGAGAUACUUCUGCGAAACAUGUGAUGUUCCAGUUUGUCGGGAUUGUAUCGUUCUCGGCCAUCAGAACCAUAAAUAUGUUGCCCCAUCAGAUGCAAGAAAAAGCAUGGAAGAAAAGAUGAAUACGGAUAUGAGCUCACUGAAAGAAAAUUUAGAAAGAUUUCAGACUGCCAGAGAAAAUGUAGCAUCUGCUUCAGGUAUUUUGGAAGUCAAAAAGCAAGAUCUGAAAGCAGAUUUGGAAAAGCAAAUGAAUACCAUUAUCAAAAACAUGAUGGACUCAAAAAAGUCAGUCGAAAAUGACUUUGAUCAGAUUGUGAAAUCAAAGCAAGACACAUUACAAAAACAAGAGGAAUCAAUUGAAAAGGAAAGAAAACUACUAGAAGAGACAUACUUGUUUUGCAAUAACCUUCUCAAACGUGGAAGUGAUAUUGAAAUUCUUUCUAUGAAAUCAGAAAUAAAAGAUCGCCUCUCAACAUUACAGUCUUUGAAAAGAAUAGAAUGUUGCAAUGUUGAAGACAUUGUAUUACCUGUCGUAGAAACAAGUACUGAUGGACAUAUAUUUAAGUUAGUAGAUCAAAAACCAGGAGAAAGUAAGAAAAGUUCAAAUCAGGAAGUCGUGGAAAAGGAACGAACAAAACAAGAUGCAAAUAAGACCAAAAAUGAAACAAAGCUUACUGAAAGCAACGACAUGACAAAUGAUUUACAUCCCAAAUUACUGCAAACGUUUUCGGAACGACAGUAUAACGAUGUUCAAAAGCCCAAAUACACGGGCGUUACAUGGAUGAAUCGACAUUCGUUAGCGGUUGUCGAUGUGAGAAAUCAAAAGAUUAGAAUUCUCUCAACGCAAAACAAUGAUGACAGCUUUAUACCUGUGAAAGACUGUAUGGUUGUAACGUCUUUCAAGGAUGGAAUAGCGUGUAAAACAAUAGGAGAGAAAUUGCACAUAAUUAACAAAUCCUUUGACAUCAAGCAAACUUUUUCAGGAGUUUUAACAUUACUGACUAACCAUCCAAAUUCAUCACAAGUAAGUUGGAUCUCCGGUUUAAACAGAAUAUGCGUUUUACAAAAUUCCAAGAUUAAAGAAGUCAUCAUUGAUCCAAACAAAGCAGGGAAGCUAAGUAGUCCCAAAUUUGGUCACGUUCUUCUGAAUGGAAUGUUUGUGGUUUCAGAUUGGAACCAGGAUUGCGUAUUUAUCAUCAGGGGCUCUGGGUAUGUAGAGAGAAGAAAGUAUUGCGCUCCAGGUUCCAUCUCCUCGGACCAUAACAACAUUAUUUAUGCAUGUGAUUAUAGAAAGAGUUGUAUUGAGAUAUUCAGGUGGUCUGGCGAAAGUCUAUGGACAGUUAAAAUUGGUUCAAUCAUACAGAACCCCAAAAGCAUUGCCUUGAACAAGGACAACAAAAUAUUGAUCACAAACGGAACAUCUAUCGUGUUGAUUCAACUGGAAUAAACUGCGAAAAAGACUUAGCUUGAUUUAAAUGAAGGCGAAAUUUCAUCAGAACUUUAUUGAUUUUUGUUCAGUAGAGAAGAUAGUGCUGUUAAUAUUCUUUUUAUUAUAUCAUUAUAAAAAUUGUU